Exophiala bonariae is the source of this 1650-nucleotide messenger RNA. RefSeq lists its product as uncharacterized. The transcript has 2 exons. Lineage: Eukaryota; Fungi; Ascomycota; Eurotiomycetes; Chaetothyriales; Herpotrichiellaceae. The coding region runs from base 1 to 1650 and encodes 549 amino acids. The record is from RefSeq and is a predicted model, not a curated record.
AUGGCAGGAAUUGCCGCAACAGGAGUAAUGACUACGGUUGCAAAUGGCACAAGACAGCAGUAUGAUAUGAUUGGAUCUGCCCAAGAGAACUCGAUUGCCAACAAGAAUCGGCCCACAGGCUCUCGCCAGAAUUCCAACGCAUCCUCGCGCAUGCCUUUAACCAACGUCGCCCCCAACCGGAAAGACAGUGGACCUACAAAUGGACGGGUCAUUUAUAAUCGAGUGGAAGAGCUGGGUCAAUCACAAGGACCCCUGGUUCGAAGUGGAAGCGAGUCCGACAGUCUCCUUGAUCUGUAUAGGAGUAAUCCAAGCAGCGGCAACAUCAGUCAGCAAGCUACGGACAAUGACAUUCCCGAGAACAUGUAUAAACCGCAGGAGGAUGAUCCUGACGGUUGGAUACACCGAGAUAAGCUAGCCAAGAUCGAGAGCGAAGAACUACAAGCGGCAGGUCUGAAUCUUGCCAGUGCCAGACGUACCGGCCCAAAAUCCUUGAAAAGAGACACAAGCUUGGGACGCCGAAGUGAAGACAAAAGUGGUUAUGACGGUCGCGCAGGCGAGACGGAUAAUGGAAGACCACGCGUUGUACAAACACUGGAAGAAGUGGAAGACGACCAACCUCACUGGGACUUUCGUACACCUGAUGAGAUCGCUGCAGAUCAAUCCUCCCAUAUUUAUUUGACUCCCAUGGCAAGGAAAUCGGGGUCGAAAAUCCCCGUGUUGACCACAAGUCCCCUUCCAAUCCCCCAGGAACGGAUCGAUCGGGACACACCAUUGGUGCGGAAGAGAACCAUUAGCAAUAGUAUGAGUCCAGAAGAUGGGAUUCCCGUCCUCAAGAGUCGGACCCGGAGAGGGAGUGCAGGGAGCCAGCAGCCGUUACAAGAUGAAGUUGAUUCGCCAGCCAACACGCCUGUUGCAACAACGGCCAGAUCCCAGGCACAGAAAACCGGAUCGCCUACCAAGACAAAAGCGAAACCCGUCCAGCCAUCGCCGCCUGGGACUGUAGCCGACCGCAAAGUCUCGGGGACUUCUCGGAAGCCAUCAACCAACAACAAGACAGGUGUUACGCCGUCUCCGAACCAACGGCCUGGAACGAGAUCCGGCGAGUUGGAUCGACCACGGACAGCGGUGAAUCGCCCGGAAGGAGACCCUCCUUGGUUGGCAACCAUGUAUAAACCCGAUCCCAGACUUCCUCCCGAUCAGCAAAUUAUCCCUACUCAUGCUCGACGGCAGCAACAGGUCCAAUGGGACGAGGAAGGGGCCAUCCCUAAUACAUAUGAUCGCAACUUCUCACCUUUGGCGAUCCAUUCGCCGAAUGGUCUGGUGAAUUCUCAUUCUCCCAAUCUUCCUUCCUCUCCAUCACCCAACCCCAGCAAAACUCAAGACUUGAACGCAUGGCCGCUGAAGACGAACUCGAGCGUGAGGAAUUCCGUUAAUGGCAGACCUGGCACUUCUAGUAGUUCCAAUGCUGGAUACAGCACGAUGCCGCGAGUUCAGAGUCCCGCGAUCAUCCAGAGCCCUAGGAUGGGCAGUAUUUCUUCGACGCCUGGUCAACCUCCUCCGAGCACCAGAAUGCAAGUCCAGCGACUGGAACCCAACGAUAUGGACGAGAAGGUUAAGGACAAAGGCUGCGGUUGUUGUGUGGUCAUGUGA